GUGCGGAUUAGGGCGAAUCCUCGGCUACAUCGGCGGACGACCGUCGGUGGGGGCCACCAACAUGUCGCAGUCCGGGUCAGGUGGACUGAGCGAUGCUCAAGGACAGAGCCAAGCUGGACAAACAACGGAUAAUCAACAGACAACUUGCCAGAACGGUCGUGCCGAGCCACUCGCUGACACGACGAAGCAGGAUCUAUCCAACGGAUUUGAGAAUCGAACGAUGGAUUACGAAAGAUUUACCCAAGAAAGGACACAACAUACCUCGGGGCAAGUUCAGGAUCAGCAGCCGCAGUCGGUUUCGCAGCAACAACAACUUGCUCAUCCGAUAGCGCAGUAUCCGUCGGGAAGAAGGCAAUCCGUAGGAUUACCGGAAGAUAAACACCCUUCAACGGGACAACUACCACCCCCGCAAUACGGUCAAGACAAAAGCAACGCGGAUAGAGCUCAGCACGUGUCUCAGACCAGCACUCAGACGGUACCGGUACAAGUGCAGCCACAAUUCGCGCCCGAUUACGAUCAGAAUCAGUAUCCGCAGAUACGAGGACAGUUUGAGGUCAGGUCACAGAUCUACCCACAAACGCAAUAUUCCGAUAGAGCUGGCUAUGUGACGAGAGACGUUACUUAUCGCGACCCGAAUCUCUAUGGUCAGAGCGGUACGACUAAUCCGAUGUUCACAGGACAGGGUCAAUACGUAACGGUUCAACAUGGCUCACAGAUACCUUCGCAAUCCGCCAGCCCGCAGCCACCUUACUAUUCGGGUGUAGUCGUGCCAUCGGCUGGUUACGCUCAAUUCGGUACUCAGCCGCAAUAUCCUUACAGCCAAUACCCGCAAACGGUCAUGAACGCCGUACCCUAUAAUCCGCAUGCCGGUAUCUACCCAGCUCAGCAAUACCCCGGUCAACAGUCGCCGAAUCCGCAGAGAUUUUCGCAAGACAUCAGUCAGUAUCAGACGCAACCGAUCAUUCAGCCGAUAGCUCAGAAUGUAACCCACGGAAUCGCUAUUCAAACGGAGCGGCCUUGCCGAGGACCGAAGCCGAUGGUGCCGCCACGUGGCAAUUCGAAAAUCACCACUCACGAUCCCGGACACAGAAAAUCGGCCAGCGUCGACGUGCCAGCGUUGCAGAAGGCAAAAUAUGAGUCGAACCCGGCUGCUCAACAAGACUCGAUUCAUCGCAGCGAUGGUGCUAUUAUUAUGACGGGCGCACCAAUCGGUCCGGACGGCUCGGAUAGAAGAUAUUUAACUACGAUUAAUCAAAAUCCUAGAACGAGACAGGACGGUUUGUACGUGGACGCUAACGGUGAUCAGUCGGGCAGAGAGAAAAUGGUCGACACAAUCGCCACCGAAUGUGGUUUAUACGUGUCCAGGUCAGAGCACAGGAAAUCCGUAUCCGUCGAUGUGACUACCAGCUUCCAAAGACGUAACGAUACGAUAACGUUUACAUUUCCUGGCGAUGGAAAUCAAGAGAUUAUGUCGGGACGGAAAACUACGACUGUGGUAGACACGAAGAGAGUGGAGACUAAUCAAAUGUUCCCUGCCGAGCAACGAAGACUUGACGCGAGUCUGCGUGUAUCGCCCAUGGCGUUUGAUACGAGACAAGAAAAUAGGAAGAGCAUUGCGACCGAUAGAAAACCCGAAUGGGGUAACGUGAGUCCGAAUCAAAGGAACGUCAUCCCUCCCGAGAAUAGACGCUCGGAUUAUUUCGAGGAGCAUCGAAGAUCACCCAUGAAUUUGGAAGGCAAGAGAAUGGAGGAUGUAAGGAGAUCGCCUAUGCCGUUUGUGCCGAUUCGCGAAACGUCUGUUGAUCGCGCCGGACAGAAAAGUCCGUCUUUCGUUAGUCAAAACUUCGAGAAGACUAGACAGGAGCUAGCAAUCUGGGCGGAGCAACGUCAACGGCAAGAACACGAAAGAAACAUGAUACAAGGUCCGAUAUUCACGACAAGUCCUCGUUCACGUAACCCGUCGGAGGAAAGGAGAGACAUCAGAUCGAUUCAUCCGCCGGAUGACCGUAAGGAGUCCAGAAUGUCUCAAUCGGCCUUUCAACCGCUUCCGAAUAUUAGUCAGAGCACUAUAAUGGAGCAACGCCGACACCUGAGACACGUUAGCGCCGAUCUGACGAAACACAUGGAACUUUCGAGGAAGGAUUUCGACGAGCAACCCAUCACAGGUUCCGUAGUGAAUCUUGGCUCGGUAGUCAGUACCGCUUCGUCGCAGAGAGCCAGUCCAAAUCUUUGUCAUCAGUAUCCAGCUCUCAGCGAGGCAAAACUGGACGCAAAGGCCGUGUUGACUGUGGUUACUGAUUUUGGGGAAACGACCGCUAGCAAACAAGUCGACCAAAUCGACCAUAUAAUCCAUAGUCAUCGUAAAAGUCACAAUUCUUCGUCUAAUUUGCUCACUCACAGUAAGAGUCAAACGGAGAACCUGCAGAAUACGUUGGAAAAUCAGGGCGAGAAAACAGACUGUCUUCACGCUCAACAACAGCAGUUGCAGAAUCAACAGAGUCUCGAUUUAAUCUCUGAAAAGCUGAGCCAGUUCGAGCGCCAGCAGAGCGAUCUCCAAGCCAAGCUACAAUGUCUUCAAAAUCAGAAUCAGAUUCUGGACAAAGUGGCGCAAUUUCAGCACCAGCAGAGCGAUUUCCAAGCUCGAUUACAAAAUUUGCAAAAUCAAAGUCAAAUAAAUGACAAAACUCAUAAGAUAGCCGGCGAUUUCACGCAACUUCCGUUGACGAGCGACACUCAUCAGGUUCAAGCGAGCCCUCUUUCGAAUCAUCAGGAACAGUCGUCAGAUAAAUCCUGCUCGGCUCAUCAACCAGUACACGGCCUUCAUCAGACGCUGCUAACUACGUAUCCGCAGAACACCGCCCUUCAAACUUGCCAAUCGUCCGUGUGUGAGAAACUGACGUCUCGCGUGCAACACGACAUUUCCGAUCCGAAUUCCAUUCAGAUACCGAACAUGUCGCAAAUGCCGUUACCAUGCCUUCCGCAAUUCGAUCGUGCCGAUGUGUCGCGUACUUCGUUUUCCCAGUUUCACCGACUUCAGUGCCAGAUCGAGAGUCACGAGAGUGCUUCAGCGACGAGUGCCAGUCUACCUGCCAGUUCGUUCACCGGUACACUGAAGAAAAUACCACCGGAGAAACCGCCACGGACGUCCUUGAUAGUGCAGUCGCCAGAAGCCGAGAGUAAUCGCAGCCAGCCAGCCAUUGGAUUAAAACAGACGCCGAAAGCACGGUCGGACAGUAAAUCUCCUUGGAUGGAUGACCACGAGAUUCAAUCCACGGUGGAGUCCAUACUCGGGCCUGGUGUCAAGGUUGUGGACUGCGAGAAAAAGUCCUGCGUGAGAGAGGAGGAAGUCCUGCUGAUAAACGGUGUGCCGAUCCCCCUCGAGGGGCCAGACGGAGUCGCUAUACGAGAAGCCAUGAUAACCGGCCAGGUCCCACCGUGUGAUCUUCUCAACCAGAUUCUCGUCAAGGCUGGCAUUCUAAGGGCUCCGGUGCGACUCGAGACAUCCUUAAGUGUAAAAUCGUCUGUCGUGACGAAGGAAGAAGUUACUGUCGCUCGUGGCGGUAAAGUCGUUGACGAGAGAAGUCGCGAGACCAAGGAAAACAAUUGUUACGCGUCGUCGACCAGCGAGAUAUGGGAACCGGUGGGAAUCAUUCAUCGGCCAAGAAACAUUAAGCCAUUCGACAGCUCCGACGACUCCAGGCCGAACUCGAACGCUAGUUCCGAUCAAGGUUACACGACUAGCAGCAAUCAUGUCCUCAGAGAACGAGGCGGCGCCUCCACCGCGGGAUGUCCCAUCUGUGAGGACAACGAUCCCGACUGCACCAGAAGAUGUCUUAGGGGACUCACCGGUCUCGGGAGACAGAAGGUUCCUGGUGUCCGUACAACUACAUCGGUGCCAACCAUUUUCGGGACAGUAGCCUCGGACUUAAAUCCCAAAGAUGGGAACAGCCGAAAGAGCUUACCACAAACACCAGCUGGUGGUGCUGGUGGAAAAGCAAGUGCGAGUGGUACCGGUUCAAGCGCUGGAAUGGUCAAUGGUGCUGGUGUCGAUCAUGAAAAUAUCCGGGAUGGUGCUGGCAUAGAUACGGAGCUUGCUUUGGUGUACCGAGAUGGCAACCUGGUCUCAGGCUCACUCGAGGCGUUAGUGCAGCAUAUGGUGCCUACGGAGGAAUAUUAUCCUGAUCGGGCGUAUCUCUUUGCCUUUUUGCUAAGCGCCAGGCUCUUCAUCAAACCACACGAACUUUUAGGCGAGGUUUGCGCUCUCUGCGAGCAUCAGCAGAAUCUGAAUGGAGAGGGCGGCAAGGAACGAUUGCAUCGCUUCGUGCCGCGGCUGGUACAGCUGUUAGCGGAAUGGACGGAAACAUUUCCGUAUGACUUCCGAGAUGAGAGGGUGAUGGGUCACGUUAGGUCCAUCACGCAGAAAGUCGCCGCGGUUGACGCCGCGGCCAGGCAGGAAGUUUCAGCGCUGCUGCAAAACUUGCUGCUACGACUGACGGCUCUGGAAAGGUACGAAGAGGGCCUGGCUAGACUAGCGACUGAAGCAGCGACGGAGCAGCUUACACAGGUGGAUAUCACUGAACUCUGUCCAUCGGCCACUGUACUGGCACAACAAUUGACUCAUGUAGAACUUGAAAGACUCUCUUACAUCGGACCCGAGGAAUUUGUGCAGGCUUUCGCCAAAGAAUCGCCGCAUUUAGAAACGUCUUUUAAAGAUAUGAAGAAGACUCGCAAUCUUGAGUCUUACGUUCAAUGGUUUAAUAGACUGAGCUACUUCGUAGCGACGGAAGUUUGUAAACACGCAAAGAAAAAGCAGCGCGUUCGUGUCGUCGAAUACUGGAUCGAGACUGCCCGAGAAUGUUUUAAUAUUGGCAACUUCAAUUCUUUAAUGGCGAUUAUCGCUGGCCUCAACAUGUCCCCGAUAUCCCGCUUGAAGAAGACGUGGUCGAAGGUACAAUCUGCCAAGUUUUCGAUUUUGGAGCAUCAAAUGGAUCCGAGCAGCAAUUUCAGUAGCUAUCGUAGCACGUUGAAGGCCGCAAUGUGGCGAAGUGCUGGCGCUACAGAUGAACGCCAGCGAAUUGUAGUUCCCUUCUUUAGCCUUCUCGUCAAGGAUCUAUACUUCCUAAACGAGGGUUGCAGUAACAAACUGCCAAAUGGUCACAUCAACUUUGAGAAGUUUUGGCAAUUAGCGAAACAGGUGACCGAAUUUAUUGCGUGGAAACAAGUUGCCUGUCCGUUCGAGAAAAAUCCGCGCGUUAUUGCCUUUCUCCAAGCAAGUCCCGUACUCACGGAAAACACACUUGCAUUAGCAUCUUUCGAGUGCGAGCCGCCCGAUAACAAUCCGGAGAAGGAACGUUAUAAAGCUUUAAAGUCUGAGAUGAAUGCCCAGUGAAAGCAAGCUAUGCUGAAAUAUGCUGAAUGGGAACGAUAUUGAUCAUAUAAAUAUAUAUGAAGAUACAUUUAUAAAUAUUAAUAUAUUCGUAACCGUAGUUAGUUUAUGCGCAAAGAUGAUGAGAAAAAUGAAGAGUGAGUGGAAGAGCAACAGCGGAUUAAAGUAUUACUGAGGUAACUUAUGUGAAAUUAGGUAUUUCUGUCUUGCGAAUUUAUGCAUCGUCAAAAACACCUCUCAAUGAUAAUUUGACAUUAUCAAGAGUAUCAUCUCUAAUCGAUCAGGACAAUUACAAUAACUUUUCUACGUUUUUUCUAUUAUAUGUGAGAAAGCGAAAAGAAAGGAAAGAAAUUACACCCUUUAUACUGAUUUUAAUGAUCAAGCUAUUUUGUUGUUUGCAAAUGCGCUGGAUUAUUCAAACCAAUUCUCGAUUAAGAAACAUCGUUUGUACAGUACAGCCGUGAUGAGUUUCAUUUAAAAUUUAUAGUCAACAAGUCUGUGCUAAUCAAUCGAUUGCAUCUGGAUGAUAAUUAAUAUUAAAAUACUAAUUGUCAAUAAACGAAAUUGUACAGAUCGAUCGAUCUUGAUCAAAUUUUGAUCAUUCGUGGGUCGAAAAAACCAAAUCUGAAAAAUUUCGAUCAUCUUAGUGACCAAAAGUCUUCAUAGUUAACAUGGCGCGAAUAUAGAGUUAAGGACGCCUUGAGGACGAUUAUGAAAUUCGCUUGACAAUGUCGCGUAGCUGUAAGUAUAGUUCCUAAGCCUUCGUCUCGCCGAUAUCUUUUCUCUCGAGCGGCAACCGAAUCACGAUUCCCUUUAUAUUUCCGAACAAUUCCGGGUGUGACCCAGAAAUUCUCGGCUCCGCUUGAAAGUGACGCGAUCGGCGCGUUCAACUUUUUGUACAUAGUCCUUUUGAUAUACACUAACAGACUCCUAGAUGUGAGAGAUAGGGUCGUUCCUGUAGAGUAAGCCUGCGCGAUAAGUUCGAAAGGUAUAGUGUAAGGAUCAUUGUGCACGUACUUAAGAGGAUGAGGAAUUAAUCGCGAGGACGGUCAAUCGAGACGAGAACAAUUUCUUUUUCGAAAAUUUCGGCAAAUUGACACGGCUCAACCGUGAACUCGGGUUUCAUUUGAUAAUCGCUUUUCCCGUUUUUUCUGACGUGACGCACGUGAAUAUAAUAUAUGAAUGAUACAAUUGCGUAUAUACAUAUAUGGAGCUACGCGCGAUGUAACGACUCAAGUAAAUUCAAUUGCAACAAUCCCGUAUGCUUUUUCACAAAAUUUCACUGCAAAUAAAAUCGGUGAGGCAUGCUGAAAACAUUUAAUAUAUUGUGGUCAUAAAUUAUUCUUACGGGUAACGUGAUAUAUUACGUAAAUGUUUAUAAAAAUACUUUUUACUCUCCCCGGAUAUUUAUUAAUAUGAUUUAAUUUACAAAUGACUAAUUGUAAGAUAUUAUAAAUUUAGCAAUGAUAUAUGUUCACGGAUGUCUCAAAGCAUAUUUGCCAUAAAAAUGAAAUUAUUGUCAAAAAGUGACAAAGAUGGCUUUUCCCAGAACGAAUUGGGUUCGGCAUUAACGUGAUUAAUAAAUAUAAAUGUAGUAUGUGCCGUGCCUUUCAUCAAAUAUAGCGGAAAUAUAUUGAAUGCAAAAUUUACAAAUUGUGAAAUAUUAUUUGAUAAAAUUAUGAAAUAUUAAAUGACAAAAAUGUGUUCUUAACUCGUGCGUCGCAACAUCAUAUUACGCUUCUCCCGUUGACCUAUAAAUUACUGAUUCUAUAAAUUCAUAAUUUCUUCAUCUUUGCAACUAAUAGACAGAGAUGACGGUUUUGCUGUAAUAUGUCAGAUAAAAUUUCCAUUGUUUCACGUUCAAACAAAUAUUUGCUCAGAUAAAUUCGAAAAACGAAAACAUGUGUUUCCGAACAGUUAUAGGGACCAAGAGUUCGUUUCUCCUGGGUACAUAAACAUUGCCUAUGGCAUAACGAAAUACCGAGAAAUUGCGAUGGCACGAUCGAAAAAGAGAAACAAAACGGACUGUUUCAAAUUUCACUCACUGAAUCACGACUUCGCAGCCUGAGAGAAAAAUUGCAUGCAAAUCGGAACGUGUUCCAAAUCACGGGCAAUCUCAUUUAUCUGAAAGAAAUAUAUGUAUACAUAUAGAUUGAAGAAAUAAAAACGUUACGUAAUGAUAUUUCAUGAUUUUUCGAAACAAUAACACGUUACGAAACAAAACAUCUUUGAAUUUUUUAUAUCUCGUUUAUUGUUGUCUUUAACCAAAAUUCAAUAUCCGCUCUUAUUUCUUCUCAAAAUCACUAAAAUAAUUGUUAUUGAUAGAAAUCGAUAGUCAGACGUGGUUUUUUCUCAUUGACAAGAAUAAAUUCCAUUGCAUUUUUCACGUACAGUAUCGAGAGGCGCUCAAGAUAAUUUUAAUCUCCUUUUUCAGAUUUCUCUCUUUCAAGUAACGUAUAUUUCUGUGAAAUUGAUACUUUUAAUUGCGAUUUUCUCUCGGCACAUGAAGUAGAAAAUUACAAGCAGAUACGAAAUGCACUUAUUGUUAGGACGAAGUGUACAGACAGAUCGCGUAACAAAGAAAGUAUCAUUUAUUGAUCGAAACGAGAAAUUAUGCGAGCUCCGCGCAAAUCAGAUCAUCGUAAAGAAUACUCAUCUCCAUAUAUUAUUAAGAUAAUUAUUAACUCAUAUGCCACAAGUUAUUCGUCAAGUGCAAUUAUCCAUUUUAUCUAUACAUAUACUUUUUCCCCAAUCAAUGUUUUUUCUAUAUCUUUUAUAUUAUAUGUAUUUAUUAUGAAAAACUUGACUUACUGAGUCAUUUUUAUUAUUCAAUGUCCUUACCGUAUAUAAACGUACGCUUUUCAUCGAGAAAUGUUUUUAAAACUUUUUAUAGAUAAUGUACAUUAAUAUAAUAACAUAGAUGUAGAUUAAAAAAAAUACAUGAACAUGCGCCGAAACUUGUUGCUAUUAACAACAUCUUUUUUAACAUUUUUACGAAUUUACAAGUGACCAAUCCGCAAAAUCCGUCACUGUUGACUUGCCAUUUUAUAAAUAUCUUCGUCCAAUAUUAUUCAAUUAUUAAUAAUUCACGAAUAUUCCAACGAGAUCUGAUUGCGCCGCAAGCUUGUGGCAAUUUUCCCAUAAGUAUAACAACUCGACGAUUACACAUGCACGUUAUCGUAACUCAAUUAUUAACGAUAAGACUAAUUAUACUGUACCAUCGUAAGCGGCGUGCGUGUUACAUUGUCAAUAUACAUAGCGUUAUAUCACGAUUCUAUGAUUGUCAUUCAUGUUCAUAAAUUCCUAUUUUUCCCCCGACUUCUGUUAAUAUACACGAAAUCAUCCUUAUUCAUUUUUUGCUCCUUAAAUAGCAUCUUAUCCUCGAUGAAUUCUCUAUCAUUUUGUACGAUUUUUCUAACAGACACGAUAUGUUCGCAAUAUGUUCGUUAACUAAGAAUGUCGUCAACGUACAAUGUGACACAAUGAUGCAGAGCUGUUUCUAUUAAUCAAGCAAAAUGUUUUCCAUUAUAAAUUCUCUGUUUAUUAUCAUUAUUUCAAACUCCAAUAUUUUUUUAUCACUACCUUUCUCCUCGCAUUCGAUGACACUGAUGACAUUCUGUAGUUAACGAUAUUGUACAUAAACAGAUGAUCAUGUGUGUAUAUACAAUUAUAUACGUAUCUGUACGUUACUUAGAUUUACGUAGGCCGUAACCGAAUUUAGGAGUUAACGCAGCGAAAGCGAAAACGAAUCCGUUUUGCGUCGAGAUCUACGAUUAAUAUCAACGAUCAUAAUCGCGAUACGAUCAAUCUGAAAUUGCCUAACGUCACUUUAACGUAUAUACGUACGUUUAUUCUCAAUUUAUUGGGAUAACUUUUGCUUAAUAUCUAGUCACUAGUUCGUUAGUUUGACUUGAAUUUGUGUCAUUAAAAGAACGGACCAAUUUAACAUUUUUUUUCAAUUCAAAUUAUUUAUAACAAUUCUCUAGAGACUUCCAGCUCUAGUAAAAUUCCUGUUGCACAAAUGCGUCACAAUCCUCUGCAACUUUUUCUCGAUUACAUGUCCUAAACAAGAUAUUAAACAAAUAUUUUGGAAAAUACCUUUGAUAUUAACGUUUUAUAAUUUUAUUAUAUCAUAUCGUAUCAUUAUGACAUGUUUUCCAGCGACACAGAUUCGGGCCAUUUUAUGCCUAAAUUAAGCGAUUUUAAGUUAGAUUUAAUAUUACUUUCCAUAUUAAGCGCGCAUAUUUUUGAUCAACAUUCCUUUAAGUGAUAUAAAAUCGUAAUUGCACCGUACGAUGUAGUAGGAUAUCUCCCUUUAAGAAUUCUGUGUACAAUUCACUCUUUGUUUGUUAUCUCAUAGCAAAUACAAUCGAUAUAUCUCAUAUCUCUUCAUUUUUUUUCAGCAUACACAUCGAAAAAUGAUGGCAAAUUUCUCAUUUUGUUUACAAUAUUGUUAUUUAAGAUCAUUCAUUUCUUGCCAAGGAAAAAUUUUAAUAAUUAUCUACCUAUAAUUUAUAAACUUUUUUUCGCAAAUGUUUGUAAACACGACAAAAA
Molecule: messenger RNA, 9940 nt
Organism: Vollenhovia emeryi
Lineage: Eukaryota; Metazoa; Arthropoda; Insecta; Hymenoptera; Formicidae
Exons: 16
Coding region: 62-5389 (1775 amino acids)
Biological process (GO): Ras protein signal transduction; positive regulation of GTPase activity
Cellular component (GO): plasma membrane
Molecular function (GO): guanyl-nucleotide exchange factor activity
Source: RefSeq, a predicted model, not a curated record